GUAACAGGCGGCCAUCUUGCGUCGGGUAACGACUUCUAUUGUGGCGAGUAAAGUGUUUUUAACUCGUUGAAUUUAAAAACAUUUUGGUUUGUGACAAACCGUAUUAGCAUAGAUGUUGAAAAAUAAGUUGAGGUAGGCAUUAAAAAUGUUUAUCGAACGACGCCGACGCAAAACGGCCGAGCGACAACGCCAUUCCCCAUUAGUUCUAAGCGCGCUUCAGACAUCGUCAUAUGUAUAUGAUAUCUAUAGCUGAGCUAGCAACCAAACACUUUUGGUUUUAAUUCAGCAAUUUCCAUUUUAUUUAUUUAUCGAACGUUGACGCUUUUUCCUCAAAUUGACUUAUGAAGAGCAAUUUUUCUUCCGUCAUAACUUCCCGGCUUUGACGCAUCAGGGCCAUGUCUUGGCGUGGUCCGACUCCUUUAUCAGAUACUGACCUCCGACCUGGCCGCCAGUCGAUGCCGGAGCCCCAUGGGUCGGGGCCGGAGUCGGAAACGCCGCCCUUAGCCCCGGGGUGCACAGAUAACGCCCUGGGCAUCCUUAGCAGCUGCGGUCUGGAGCCCGCCGACCUGGCGCUCCUCGCCCAGCUUCCCGAGGACCAGCUGACCGUGGACUCGCUGCCUCACCUGGUCCAUCAGAUACGAUCCCGCAAAGAGACACUGAAGCCUCCUCCCGCCUUUUCCCCUCUUUGCGAUUCGCCAAAGGCACCCGUUCGCCAAAAUCCGGACCCCGGUUGGUUGGUUCAGUACCCGUUAAGCCACCUAGCUUCUAAAACGCUUCCGGACUGGCGAGAUCAGUGGCAGAAUUCUGGCAGCCCUCAGUCAGAGUCCUCCAGAUUCUCCCGGGAUACUGUUUCCGCCUCCUUUGAGCGAAACGAUAGACCCAGAAGAGCGGCGGCAAACAUUCCUUCCCUCGGGACAGUCAGCAGGCGCCACGCAUCUCCAUCAGAAAGUCGACGGACAUCCGGAUCAGAACUAGGACACUCUGAGACCUCUGCCGGCCUGGUUUGCGGUUGGUCCGCGACACCGUCCGAACAGGAAGUGCGGGAUUUCCACGGCGCGGAACCUCAGACGUACCCGGCGUCAUGUUCUCUAUGUAACGGCGUCUUCAUCUCGGCGGAGAACUGGGCUGAGCACGUGAGCGGAAGCCAGCACGCGGACGGACAACUGCGCCUGCUACAGCGCUUUCCCACGUGGAACUGCCGCACGGAGAUGAACGACAGACCUAACCGGCAGUCAAAUAAGAAGAGCCACCACAGACAGACUCGCUGGUCGUCACCAGCAUCAACUGAGAACGGCAGGAGGUCACGGAACGACAAGAGCGCAGAAAAGGUCGCCGAGAAAAGCCAACUGGUGCGCGUCAAGUUUCCUCCUCAGUCGGUGGACGAGUCUUACAUGCGGAAACUGGCGGAGCCUUUCGGGAGCGUCAACAGGAUUCUCGUGUUUCCGUCACUGGCUUUUGUGGAGUUGGACUCUCCAGAGCAGGCUCAGGAGUUGGUGGACUUCCACAAGAAACGUCCUCUAAACGUGAAUGGCCAGCAGAUAGACUUCAGCAUCUCCGAGUCCUGUAAUUUUGCGAAGAGCUCUCGCGUGGUCAGCUUCAUACCGCCCCCGCAAUCCAACACUGACAAGUCCGACCUCCUCAACGUGGUCAAGCGCUUCGGUCCGCCCGUCUACACUCUCUUCCAACGGUUCAAGGCGUGCGUGGAGAUGAAAAGCCUGGAAGAUGCGGAGAAGUUGGUGGAUUACUAUUCCUCCAACAUCUUGAGGCUCAACGACAAAGUCCUCCGGGUUUCCUUCGCCACAGACACGCCUACUCUCGGAACCGUCGUGUUAGCACAACGUUAUCAAGAAGACUCAAUCAAGAGAACGAGAAGCAGAGAUGAAGAUCAUACGAGAAAGGAGUCCAAGAAGAGGAGGGGAGAAGACCACAGGUCCAGGUCGCGAGAGACCAGGUCCAGAGACAGGAAAGCCAGGUCCAAGUCUCGAGAUAGGAAGACCAGGUCUAAUAAUCCAGAAGACAAGACACGGUCCAAGUCCCAGGAGCAAACCAGCAGUUCCAGAACCAAGAAGCCAGAAGCCGAAACGGCCGCGUCUAGUUGCGGUUCAGCUCCGGCACAUCCAACAGCCUCAAAACCUGACGCUGUCAACCAAGAUCAGAGCAACGUAGUCGCAAACUCGUCCGAAGACGACAGCGACAUCGAGGGAAUGGCGGUGCUGGGCGAGGACGAUUUGGAAUCUCUUGAGGAAACUGGGAACGAUGAAGAACUAGAAAAGCACUCACCUGAACCUGCCACAGGUGAAGAAAAUGAGGACGACGGUAAGCGUGAUGAAAAAAAUUCCCACAGCCAGGCGGAUAAGUCAGACGAGGAAAUAAACCUGGAGGACUGCAUCACGCUGGAUGAAGUGGGACAAGAGCAGAACCCUACAGACGAAGAAGCUGCACGGUCAUCGAAUGAUUCGACUGAAGAAAGGGCUCCGAAGACUCCAGAUGUUGAAGAUUCGGUCAAGCUCACCCGAGACAAGACACCCAGAUCCAGGGAGUCCUCGGACAUCAAAUCCGGAAAGAUUCCUGAGAUCAGGUCGGAAGGCAGUAAUACUGCAGUGACAAGGUCAGAAGGUGGGAAAGAUCUGGAAAUCAAGUCAGAAAUUGGGAAGACUCUAGAGAACCCUUCAGAAGGUGGGAACAAUCACAACUUGGACAGGAAAACUGCAGAGACGAAGUCGGUAGGGAGGAAAGAUCUGGACAUGAAGACUCUGGAGACCCCUUCAGAAGGUGGCAACCAUCCCAACUUGGACAGGAAUACUGCUGUAACUAAAUCAGAAGGCAGUAGUACUGCAGAGACUAAAUCAGAGGGGAGUAAAGAUCUGUACAUCAAGACUCCGGAGACCCCUUUAGAAGGUUGCAACAAUCACAAUUUGGACAGGAAGACUCUGGACUCACAGAAAUUCCAGUCGGAGAUCCGAAAGAACAUCAACACGCAAGAGAUUUCAGAGUCUGAAGAUGCUUCUAGGGAAGAUCCUGGAGCUAGACCAGAAGAUUUGAAUCAGUCGUUGAGGAGAAACGCAUCAUCUGAGGAUGUGUCCCUUUCUGGAAUGGUCCAGACGCAAGAGCCAAGAAGCCAAAGGAGUCAUGAGAGUCAGGAAGCCAACGAAACGUCUUCAGGGACAGCCCCCCAGCCCGUGGGAACCGAGUUUGUGCGUCCCGUGGUGGGCUACUUCUGCAGCUUGUGUCAGCUGAUCUACGCCGAUGAGGACGAAGCCAAAGUGCGGCACUGCAGCAGCCCAGGACACUGGUUCAAAUAUCAGGAGAAGAUGAACGCGAGGACCUGACACAUCUGACCAGACUUCUUCACAUCUCAUUUUUACUUUGUCAAUAAAUUGACCUGACCUAAAGUUACAGUUGUCACGAUACUAAAAAUUUUCAACUCAUUAUCGAUAUGCCUCUCCAAGAAAUACAGUGGGACCUUGAGAUUCGAAUGUUUCGGUACAUGGAAAAUUUUUUAUCAUACGAAAGAUAAUAUGUACCGUAAUCUAUCAUUUCCACUAGCAGUUAGCUCAUCUUUUAGUGCUCCGUGUUUGCUAUGAGCUGGAGUAGUCAUGUGAUAAACGUCUGAAUAAUGAGAUUGAACCAAACUAGUUACUUUAGCACCACCACUGUUGAUUUUGGGGAAUUUCAGGGUCACCUAUUCAUAUUGGGUCACUUCCUGUUGAUUUAGAGGCAUUCCAGGUUCACGUCCUCAUGUUGGGUCACUUCCUGUAGACUUCGGGUCAUUUAGGGUUCACUUUCUAUACGUAUUGGGUCCCUUCCUGUUGAUUUAGAGGCAUUCGAAGGGUAACCUUUUCAUAUUGGGUCACUUCCUGUUGAUUUUUGAGGCAUUACAGGGUCACCUAUUCAUAUUCCGUCACUUCCUGUUGAUUUUGGAGCAUUUCCGCUUUACCUCCUGUAGAAAUCAGGUUACUUCCUGUUCAUUUUGGGGCAUUUCAAGGUCACCUGUUCAUAUUGGGUCACUUCCUGUUGACUUGGGGUCAUUUAGGGUUCACUUCCUAUACAUAUUGGGUCAAUUUCUGUUAAUUGUAAGGCAUUCCAGGGUCACUUCCUGUUGAUUUAGAGGCAUUCCAGGUUCACGUCCUCAUGUUGGGUCACUUCCUGUUGACUUGGGGUCAUUUAGGGUUCACGUUCUAUACGUAUUGGGUCACUUCCUGUUGAUUUAGAGGCAUUCGAAGGGUUACCUUUUCAUAUUGGGUCACUUCCUGUUGAUUUUAAGGCAUUCCAGAGUCACUUCCUGUUCAUUUUUGAGGCAUUACUGGGUCACCUAUUCAUAUUCCAUCACUUCUUGUUGAUUUUGGAGCAUUUCAGCGUUACCUCCUGAAGAAAUCAGGUUACUUCCUAUUCAUUUUGGUGCAUUUCAAGGUCACCUGUUCAUAUUGGGUCACUUCCUGUUGACUUGGGGUCAUUUAAGGUUCACUUCCUAUAUGUAUUGGGUCAAUUCCUGUUUAUUGUAAGGCAUUCCAGGGUCAAUUCCUGUUGAUUUUAAGGCAUUCCAGAGUCACCUAUUCAUAUUCGAUCACUUCCUGUUGAUUUUAAGGGAUUCCAGAGUCACUUCCGGUAUAUUUUGGGGCAUUUCAGCGUUACCUCCUGUAGAAAUCAGGUUACUUCCUGUUCAUUUUGGGGCAUUUUAAGGUCACCUGGGUUUCAAGGUCACUUCCUUUUGACUUGGGGUCAAUCAGGGGUGAAUUCCUCUUCAUAUUGGGCCACUUCCUGUUGAUUACGAGGCAUUCCAGGGUCACUUCCUGUUGAUUUUGGGGCAUUUUAGAGUUCUUUAUAUUGGGUCACUUCCUGUUGACCAGGGGUAAUUGAGGGUUCACUUCCUGUUGAUUGUAACUUGCUGUUUUUGAGGCAUUUCAGGGUCACUUUCUGUUGCUAUCAGGUCACUUGUUGAUUUGGGGGCAUUUCAGGGUCACCUGUUAAUAUUGGGUCACUUCCUGUUGACUUGGGGUCAAUAAGGGGUCACUUCCUGUUGAUUUAGAAGCAUUCCAGGGUCCUGUAGAUAUAUAAUUUCCUGUUGAUUUUGGGGCAUUUCGAAGUCGUUUAUCUUGGGUCAUUUCCUGUUAACCCGGGGUCAUUUACGGGUCACUUUCUGUCGAUAUCAGGUCUCUUCCUGUUGAUUUAGAGGCAUUCCAGGGUCACUUCCUGUUGAUUUUGGGGUAUUUCGGAGUCACCUGUUUGUACUGAGUCACUUCCGAUUGAUUUAGAGCACUGGUCUCCAAACUAUUCCACAUAGAGCCGCAGUGGGUGCAUGAUUUCACUCCAACAAAACAAGAUAACACCUUUUCACCAAUCUGGUGUUUUAUAAGUGUAACAGUUGAUUGCAGUCAGGUGCUGCUUGUUUUAGUAGAAACCUCAUUGGUUGAAAGGUCUGUGCUUGAUCAGUAUGAACAAAAACCAGGACCCACAGCGGCCCUCGAGGACUGGUUUGGAGACCCCUGAUUUAGAGGCAUUCCAGAGUCUCUUCCUGUUGAUUUUGAGGCAUUCAAUGGUCACUUGCUGUUGAUUUCGGGGCAUUUCAGAGUCACUUGUUUAUAUUUGGUCACUUCCUGUUGAUUUUGAAGCAUUCCAGGGUCACUUAUUUUCGUGGCAUUUCAGUGUCACUUCCUGUUGAUUUACAGGCAUUAGAGGGUCACUUCCUGUCCACUUGAGGUCAUUAAGGUGUCACCUAUUCAUAUUGGGCCACUUCCUAUUGAUUUAGAGGCAUUCCAGUGUCACUUCCUGUUGAUUCUGAGACAUUUCAGAGUCAUCUAUUUAUGUCAGGUCACUUCCUGUUGAUUUUGAGGCAUUCUCAGGUCACUUCCUGUUGAUUUAGGGGCAUUCCAUGGUCACUUUCAGUUGAUUUUUUUGGGCAUUUCAGAGUCAGCUGUUCAUAUUGGAUCACUUCCUGUUGAUUUCGAGGCAUUCUAGGGUCACUUCCUGUCUACUUGAGGUCGUUAAGGUGUCACCUGUUCAUAUUGGGUCACUUCCUAUUGAUUUAGAGGCAUUCCAGUGUCACAUCCUGUUGAUUUUAAGACAUUUCAGGGUCACCUUUUGUUCAUAUCGGGUCACUUCCUGUUGAUUUCGAGGCAUUCCAUGGUCACUUCCAGUUCAUUUUUGGGCAUUUCAGAGUCACCUGUUCAUAAUAGGUCACGUCCUGUUUAUUUUGGGGCAUUUGAGUCACCUGUUUAUAUUGGGUCACUUCCUGUUGAUUUUGAAGCAUUCUGGGGUCACUGCGUUUUGAUUUCGUGGCAUUUCAGUAUCACUUCCUAAUGAUUUGAGGGGAUUUAUGGGUCACUUCCAGUCAAUUUUGAGGAGUCACUUGUUCAUAUUGGGUCAUUCAUUCAUUCAAAUCCUGUUGAUUUGUGUGCAUUCUAGGGUCACUUCAUGUUGAUUUAAAGGCGUUACAGGGUCACUUCCUGUUGACUUGGGGUCGUUAAGGGGAAGCCAAUUCAUAUUGGUUCACUUUCUAUUUUUGGGGGGAAUUUAGGGGUCACUUGGGUUGGAAAUCAAUAGGAGUGAAUGGAAGUUUUCGUGCUGUUGAAAUGAAUGGCCAGUGAAUUGGGCCAUUGGAAAUGAAUGGGAAAUUUUACCCAUUACAAAUGAAUGGGUAUGUUUUUGGCAAAAACUUAAUAGAACCUUUGUCCCCCUUAGCAUCCUGAAUUUUUUAAAGUAUAAAUGAUGUGACUCGGUCAAAAAUUGUAUGACAAGUAGUGUUUUGGAAUUUUACUUAAAAAAAAUAAAAUAAAAAAAAGACCACAUUUUUGGGCAAACAGUCAAACGAAAGAGCCCGCCCAUGAAUUUCGGUUUGCAAAAAAAAAAAAAAAACUUUCAUCUGUAUACAAUAUUCCAGUAUGGAUACCCAAUGAUGUCAUCAGUGACACUCACCUGUCAGCCGACCCAUUUUGCAACCCCGCUAACACGACGUUGCAGUUUUGAUGGACGUUUGGACACUUUUGACAACCCUACUUGAAGUUUGUAAAACAUUUAUUUGUUAAAACAUGCUGACGAAUCCAAACACAAAGUAACUGCAGGAGACGGGCUAACGUGUGAAGCUCUUCUAUAAAGGAUGAACAAAAACUGGGAUUCAAACACUCGUCUUCUUGGCUCGCUUCUUUUCCGCUUUGCUUUGUUCCUUCUCCAGAUGUUUCUGAAACAAAGUCGCAGCGGUGACGAUCGGUUGCCUGUUGAAAAAGCUCUGGCGGACCUCACCUGGAGCUUGUCGUAAUGCGCCUUGCUGCUGCAGUGCGUUUUCUUGGCCAUGUUCUCGUUGGAGUAAAAGAGGAGACAUACGCGACAGUAGUAACCCAUCUUGACGUGUUCCACACCUGGAGGAUGAUCAUGACGACUAAGUCAGGGCCGCUUCAACUCGUUACGCUUCGCUCGCUAGCUCACCGAUAGCUCUGUCGGGUCGAAACGGCGGCAGAGGCAAAGAUGCCGAGGCGCUUUUGCUUUCAGAGGCGCUCUGGCUGUCGCGGCGGGUCGAAGUCUCCUCAGAGACCGCCGGCUCGUCCUCCUCCAUCUGCUGUAGGGUGACAAAGCGAAUGAGUCGGACACUCGGGUGAUUCUCUUAAAGCUAAGCUAAACUAUAAAGGUUUUAGGGAUAUCGUUAUGAAAACCUGAAAUAGUUCAUUUUUAGUUGAAAAACAAUGGCAAAUACAAACAAAAACUAAAGGUCAAACGAUAUAGGAUUUUCAAAAGCAGAUACCAAUAUCUACAUUU
This is a messenger RNA of Corythoichthys intestinalis (scribbled pipefish), 7746 nucleotides long. RefSeq names its product matrin 3-like 1.1 (gene matr3l1.1). Gene Ontology annotation, cellular component: nucleus. The record is from RefSeq and is a predicted model, not a curated record. NCBI's taxonomy places the organism in Eukaryota, Metazoa, Chordata, Actinopteri, Syngnathiformes, Syngnathidae. The transcript is spliced from 18 exons. Gene Ontology annotation, molecular function: RNA binding. The coding region runs from base 396 to 3329 and encodes 977 amino acids.